Molecule: messenger RNA, 3568 nt
Organism: Passer domesticus (house sparrow)
Lineage: Eukaryota; Metazoa; Chordata; Aves; Passeriformes; Passeridae
Gene: ALDH18A1
Product: aldehyde dehydrogenase 18 family member A1
Exons: 19
Coding region: 482-2890 (802 amino acids)
Cellular component (GO): mitochondrion; cytoplasm
Molecular function (GO): glutamate-5-semialdehyde dehydrogenase (NADP+) activity; ATP binding; glutamate 5-kinase activity
Source: RefSeq, a predicted model, not a curated record
CUGCUCCGCGGGCCCGCGGCGGUGUGGAGCGCGCGGGGUCCGGAAACCCCGGGGAGAGCCGCGCGGCCCCUCAGGCCCCGCGCCGCAGGGAGGCCGCCGAGGCCCGGCCCUGCGCCGGUGCUGCUGCUCCACCGCCCCUCCUGUGCUGCAGAACUCGUCUGUAGGCUGGAUUUGGCAGAAUAGAAUACCAGGCUCCUGCAGGAAAGUUGUCUCUGGCAAAAGGAAACAGGAGGCAGUCUUCCAGAAGGACAAGGUUGCUCUUAGUUGCAAGCAGCCUGUAGUGAGAAUGCGAAGUGGUUCUCCAGCAGAUCAGUAGGAACAGCCAAGGAGAUGGCACAGUUUUAUCUGGCCAGUGUGGGUCUGUAUUCUGUGACAGCGAAGCACCAAGUGGAGGUUGUUACUAUAGCAGGAGUUGAAGGUCUGACAGGACACUUAAGAGGAGGUGUCUGGAGAUAUCCCUGAUUUGCAGAAGCAUCUCAAAAUGUUGUGUCGAGCUGCUCUGAGCCCUCUUGUCCGUUCCCCUGGAUGGUGCUUUAUGUCAUCGCCACAUGCCAUCGCAGCCAUUUCCCGUUUAUAUCUCCCUUGCCAUAACCAAAGGUUAAGGAAUGAAUCCAUCCGUUGUUGGAGCAACAUUCCAUUUAUCACCGUGCCACUCAGCCGUGCACAUGGAAAAUCAUUUGCACACCGCAGUGAGCUGAAGCAUGCAAAACGGAUUGUAGUAAAGCUGGGUAGUGCUGUUGUUACUCGAGGAGAUGAGUGUGGCUUGGCCCUCGGGAGACUGGCUUCUAUUGUAGAGCAGGUCUCAAUGCUGCAAAAUCAGGGCCGAGAGAUGAUGAUUGUCACCAGUGGGGCUGUAGCUUUUGGAAAGCAGCGGCUGCGCCAUGAGAUCUUGCUUUCUCAGAGUGUGAGGCAAGCACUUCAUUCAGGCCAGAGUCAGCUAAAAGAUAUGGCCAUUCCGGUCUUGGAGGCCCGAGCCUGUGCAGCAGCUGGACAGAGUGGACUAAUGGCUCUGUAUGAGGCCAUGUUUACACAGUACAGCAUCUGUGCAGCUCAGAUUUUAGUCACCAAUCUGGAUUUCCACGAUGAGCAGAAGCGUCGCAACUUAAAUGGCACAUUACAUGAGCUUUUAAGGAUGAAUAUUGUCCCUAUAAUUAACACUAAUGAUGCAGUUGUUCCACCUCCAGAGCCUAACAGUGAUCUGCAGGGGGUAAAUGUAAUUAGUGUGAAGGAUAACGACAGUCUGGCAGCACGACUGGCUGUGGAAAUGAAAACUGAUCUCCUGAUUGUUCUUUCAGAUGUGGAAGGACUCUUUGACAGCCCUCCAGGGUCUGAUGAUGCAAAGCUUAUUGACAUAUUCUACCCAGGAGACCAGCAGUCUGUAACAUUUGGAACCAAAUCCCGAGUAGGAAUGGGUGGCAUGGAAGCCAAGGUGAAAGCAGCUCUGUGGGCCCUGCAAGGAGGCACUUCAGUAGUGAUUGCAAAUGGAACCCACCCAAAGAUCUCAGGUCAUGUCAUCACAGAUAUUGUAGAAGGGAAAAAAGUUGGAACUUUUUUUUCAGAGGUAAAACCUGCAGGCCCUACUGUAGAACAGCAGGCUGAAAUGGCUCGAGCUGGUGGCAGGACCUUGGCGGCUCUACAGCCUGAGCAGAGAGCAGAGAUUAUUUAUCGUCUUGCCGAUUUACUAACAGAUCAGAGGGAAGAAAUUCUCUUGGCAAACAAGAAGGACUUAGAGGAGGCUGAAAAUAAAGGGAGAUUAGCACUCCCUUUGUUGAAACGCCUAAGUCUGUCUACUUCAAAGCUAAACAGCUUGGCUAUUGGUCUGCGUCAGAUUGCAGCAUCCUCACAGGACAGCGUCGGCCGUGUAAUUCGACGAACUCGAAUAGCAAAAGACCUGGAUUUGGAACAGGUUACGGUGCCGAUUGGUGUCCUUCUCGUGAUCUUUGAAUCUCGUCCUGACUGUCUUCCACAGGUGUCUGCUUUGGCCAUAGCCAGUGGAAAUGGCUUACUACUUAAAGGAGGAAAAGAGGCAGCACAUAGCAAUCAUAUCCUUCAUCAUCUGACACAAGAAGCACUCUCUAUUCAUGGAGUCAGAGAUGCAGUGCAACUGGUGAACACAAGAGAGGAAGUAGAAGAUCUCUGCCGUUUGGAUAAGCUGAUAGAUCUCAUCAUUCCACGUGGUUCAUCACAGCUAGUCAGGAAUAUCCAGAAAGCUGCUAAGGGAAUCCCAGUGAUGGGUCACAGUGAAGGGAUCUGUCAUGUGUAUGUUGACACGGAUGCCAGUGUUGAGAAGGUCACACGAAUAAUCAGAGACUCAAAGUGUGAAUAUCCUGCUGCCUGUAAUGCUCUGGAAACUCUCUUAAUUCAUCGAGACUUGCUGAGAACCCCGUUGUUUGAUCAGAUCAUAGACAUGUUAAGAGUAGAACAGGUGAAGAUUCAUGCUGGCCCAAAGUUUGCAUCUUACUUGACAUUCAGUCCUUCAGAAGUGAAAUCUCUGCGCACAGAAUAUGGGGACCUGGAGUGCUGCAUUGAGGUGGUGGACAGCGUUCAAGAGGCUGUUGAACAUAUCCACAAGUAUGGAAGUUCCCAUACGGAUGUGAUUAUCACAGAGAAUGAGAAAACAGGAGAGUUCUUCCUCCAGCAUGUGGACAGUGCUUGUGUUUUCUGGAAUGCCAGUACCCGUUUCUCUGACGGCUAUAGGUUUGGACUUGGUGCUGAAGUGGGAAUCAGUACUUCACGUAUCCAUGCACGUGGACCAGUGGGAAUCGAAGGACUCUUAACUACGAAGUGGUUGCUGAGGGGGGACAAUCACGUUGUUUCUGACUUUUCAGAGCAUGGGAGCAUGAAGUAUCUUCAUGAAAGCCUCCCUCUCCCUCAGAGAAAUGCCAACUGAAAACACUGGGGAGAAAACCCAGGGUAUAAUUAUUUCCUGAAGUUGUUAAGGCUUCAGGAUAAUCUCUGGUGAAGGAGUUUGUUUUUCAUCAUCAGAAAUAUUGUCCUUGGUCAUUUUGCAGUACAAUGAAUACAAAACGGUCCCAUCAGUGAGAAUUCUUCCCCUCCCUCCCUUUCAGUUUCCUUAGACAGUAUCUGCAAAUUCACUUCUCCCAAAGACAGAUUUUUUCAAAUCAUAUAGGUAAUAUAAGGAAGGAUUUCAGUAUCGACUACAUUCCUUUUUUAUCCCAGUGCUCCCUGUAGCAACUAUGUUUGGUGGUGGAGUUUAAUUUUUUUUUUUUCCUAAGUUUUGUUUUAUUCCAGUAUCUGUUCUGGAGAACAGACUCAGUAGUUUUGGUUUUGAGGGUUUUUCUUCAGUCUUAGGAUCAUGGCAUCUCUUGAGGGCUGGAAAGCUUUAUGCUUAAUUUCUUUGUAUUUUAUCAGUCUUGAGAUAGGGAGACAGAUGUUCCAAAUGUAUAGUAAACUUUUGACCAAGAAACCUUUUAUAUCUAAUUCUUUGUAUUGUUGACUAUUGUAGAUAAAAGACAUCAUUGUCUGCUACAUUAAUUUUGUUACUUAUUUGUAUCCAAGGUUUAUUUUUCUUCAGUUUUAUAUAAAACUUACUCCAACAGCACUUUGA